AUGAAUGACGCUCUUAAAUUGGCUGUUCAUUGGUACUCUGCAGCUACUGACCAAAUUCCUUGUUUGCUGUGCAACUCUUUCAGGUUUGCACCUUUCGAGUCCUAUGACUCCAGGUCUACACUGGAUGACCGUGAGCUGUUCAGAUCUGGCUUUGAUUGCAGUGAAUCUGGACCUAAUCGUAAUGAUUACUAUGGAGAUCGCUUUGACCACUUCAGCAACUCUGUAAGGAACCGCAGGAAUCAAUUUUACAACAGAGCACGUGACAGGUCCGGCCAGCAGUGGGGUCAGAACUGGUCUAGAGAUAGACCUCCGAGUAACAGACCUUUCUGGAACAAUCCAUUCUCAUCAUAUUCAAGUUCUGAACGACUAUCUGCACACUGGAAUGAACUGUCAAUAGGAUAUGGAGGCAGGGGUUAUGCUCCCCUCUCCAGGAAUGUCCCUUCGCUCUUCUCCCAGCCCUUUGGUUUUGGGAUGUUCGGCAUGCAGGGAGUAGGAAAGCAAUUUGGAGGUGGCAGACUGCGAAGGAGAGAGAGGAAUCAAUUCAGAAUUAGGGGAGGUAGAGGCCGUGAGAUAGGAUUUGGACGAAAGAGGCAGCCUUCAACCGCAAGCAAUGAUGAACCAGACUCCAAAAUGUCAAGAAUGGACCAGUCAGAUAUUUCAGAUAGUGAAGCAGAAGGAAAAGAGCAAGUUUAUGGAGAUGAUGUUGAAGGUGCUGCACGAGGUGACUCCUGUGCUAACUUUGAGGAAAAAGAUGCAACUGACACCCCUGAAAAGGAGAAAAAAGAGAGUGAUGCAGAUGCUGGUGAGGGACAAGAGGAAAGUAAUGAACUAAAAAUGAAAAUGAAACCAAGGAAGAAACAGCGGGAUCGUAUUACAGAAAGAAUAUUGUAUGCCUGCUCAGUUUGCAAGUUUCGCACCUUUGAUGAUGAAGAAAUUUUCCCCCACUUGGAAAGUAAAUUUCAUAAGGAGAACUUCAAAUUCAUUGGAACUAAGCUUCCGAAGGAAACAGCCGAGUUUUUGCAUGAGUAUGUUUUGAACAAAAAUAAGAAGACAUUGAAAUUUCGUGACUCAAUGGAAGAUAAAAGUGCAAUUAUAAAGAGGAUCCAGGAACAAAACCUCUUGCAUGGUAUUAGUAUUGAAAAUUUUAUGAAGAAGGUAGAAGCUGUCCACUGUAUAGCUUGUGAAAUGUUCAUUCCAAUGCAGAACAAUGCCAUCCAGCGACACAUGAAGACAUUUGACCACAACAGGAAUAGAAAAAUGAUGCUUGAGCAGUCAAAGAAGACUAGUCUUCAAGUAGCUAAGAGUAUACUCAAUAAUCGUAACAUUGUGACCAUGUUGGACAAAUACCUCAAGGGUGAGAAUCCCUUUACUGAAGAAGAUGCUAAAGAAAAUGAAGAUGGUAUAGAUGACCCGUUAGAGGGUGAUGCAGGGGAAAAUAACGAAGAGAAGAAAGAUGAAACCACAGAAGGUGAGCAAGCAGAAAUAAAGCUAGAACCAGGGGAAGAAAGUACUGAAGGUGAUGGUAAAAUUGUCAAUGCAGAUCAGACUAUUGUUGACAAGUCUGAGCAAGGAGCUGAUGCCACUGAUGAAGAAGGGGAAGCAAACCUGACAGGAGACCAAAACAGUGAAGAAUCUCUUCCAGCAGAAGAAACUGCUGAAGUAACUGUCUCAGCCGAAGAUGAAGAUAAAGUCUUGGAAGCUGGUGAUGGAGAAAACCCUGAUGAAAGUACUGAGAGUCCCUCAGGUGGUGGUGAUGCAGAAAAAUUAGAGUAAUUUGCUGUACAGAGGUAUUUGUCUCAUUUGUUAAUUCAGCAUAGAAUUCUCCACAAGUACUCUAUCUGAAUUAAAGCUAUGUUGCUUUAGUCACCACAAGGUUCUUGUAUUGAUCCUAGAACACGUAUUUGGGAUAAUUCAAUGCAAUGAUUGUUCCAAAUCUAGUGUGGCUCUCUUCCUAGCUUUGUCUAGCUAGUUUUAUGUGAAAUGCUGUUCUCUGUGAAAGUGGUUCAUGAGUGCAUUUGCCUUGUUGACUUGCUUUUAAUUUUCCAGAGAAGGUAACACCAAUCCAGGAUAUGAACAGACAUUCUGUGUGAAGUGGCUUUACCUGGUUAAUACUUUCUUCUUAAAAGAAGUUUACAAGUGUCAUUGUAUUGGUCCCUAGCUUAAUAUCAGGGAAUUGGGUGUGACAUUUGCAGUUCCCUGUGUUUCAUAGUAUAAUGCAAUUCUAAAACUAUCUGCUCAUUUCUACGUCUUUUGAUUAAAGAUGUUGAAGGGAAUUUCACAAAAUUAGCUCAAAGAAGCAAAAUAAAGUUGCAUGCUAAUGCUUUAGUGUUUUCAAACUGCCUUUAAUGAUGAGCAGGAGUUAUAUUGUGUAACCAAACUUUCUACAUUUGCUUGUCCAACAGUUUUAAGUGGAAUACAAUUUAUUGAAAAUGUGACAGAAGUUGUUUUCAGCAGAAGUUUUUGCUUAAAAGUUGAGUACAGUUUCCAUUUAUGAGUUUUGUUUUGGGAUUUAGUGAUACUAUCUGGAUACAAAUGGAAUUUAUUUUGUUUUACUGCUGGAAAGAGUAAUAAUUACUUCUGAAAACAAUUGUAUACAAUAAAAUUGC
Messenger RNA from Chiloscyllium plagiosum (whitespotted bambooshark), 2606 nucleotides. The record is from RefSeq and is a predicted model, not a curated record. Lineage: Eukaryota; Metazoa; Chordata; Chondrichthyes; Orectolobiformes; Hemiscylliidae.